Mauremys mutica (yellowpond turtle) is the source of this 24588-nucleotide messenger RNA. It is a transcript of the gene EPPK1, whose product is annotated as epiplakin 1. The transcript has 2 exons. Lineage: Eukaryota; Metazoa; Chordata; Testudines; Geoemydidae. Gene Ontology annotation, biological process: wound healing; intermediate filament bundle assembly. Gene Ontology annotation, molecular function: keratin filament binding; structural molecule activity. The record is from RefSeq and is a predicted model, not a curated record. Gene Ontology annotation, cellular component: keratin filament; cell junction; cytoskeleton. The coding region runs from base 1 to 23370 and encodes 7789 amino acids.
AUGGGCUCCUCGCACGGCAGGCACGGCAGUGCACUGGGCCAGCAUGUGCCGUGCGAGGAGACGCGGGCGCUGCCCCAGGAGCUGAGCGAGGCCCCACCGGAGCGGAGUGUGGCAGCCGGCAUGGCGCACAAGCAGGCAGUGAAUGGACAUGCCACCCCCACAGCUCACCCAGAAGACAUCCCAGGAGGAAGUCACUUCCAUCAGGUCAUGCAGCCUGGCAAGCAGGGACAGACGGAUGUGGAGCCACACAGUGUCAGAGAGGCCCAGCCGGGGACUGGGACCAUUGCUGGGGUGUAUGUGGAGGCUUCCAAGAAGACAAUGAGUUUUUAUGAUGCCACCAGAGAGCAUUUCCUGAUGUCUGAGCCAGCACUUGCUCUUCUGGAGGCUCAGGCAGCCACAGGCUUCCUCAUUGACCCGGUGGGGAACAAGCAGCUCUCCGUGGCAGAGGCUGUGAGAUUGGGGCUGGUAGGCCUGGAGCUGAAAGAAAAGCUGCUGUCUGCAGAGAGAGCAGCAACUGGCUUCAUGGACCCCUACACGGAUGAGAAGAUCUCGCUCUAUCAAGCCAUCCAAAAAGAGCUGCUUGGGCGGGAGCAGGGUGCCCGUUUGCUGGAGGUCCAGAUCGCCACAGGGGGCCUUGUGGAUCCAGUCACCAGCCACCGCGUCCCCAUGGAGGUUACCUACGAGCAGGGACACUUUGGUGACGAGAUGAGCCAGCUCCUCUCUGACCCCAGCUCUGCUGCUGCCAGAGGGUUUCUUGACCCAAACACCAGCGAGAGGGUCACCUAUCGGGAGCUUAAGAAACGGUGCAUCAUCGAUCCGACCACAGGGCUCCUCCUCUUGCCUCUGAAAAUCACCUUCCCGGGGCUGAGAGGGAGAGUGAGCAGCAGUGAGCUGCUCAGCUCCAGCAUCAUCGACAUGGAAACAUUCAGGGCCCUCCAGGAAGGCCGAGUCUCUGUCCAGGAGGUAGCAGAGAUGGACCAUGUCAAGCAGUACCUGGAGGGCACGGGAAGCAUUGCAGGUGUUGCCGUACUGCCUACUGGAGAAAGGAAGAGUCUGUACCAGGCGCUGACAGAGCAUCUCCUCAUGCCAGGCACAGCACUGGCCCUCCUGCAGGCCCAGGCUGCCACCGCCUGCCUGACAGAGCCCACCAAGACCCAGAGACUCUCAGCUGAUGAUGCUGUCAAGGCUGGUGUGGUUGGGCCAGAGCUCUAUGAGAAGCUGUCGUCCGCUGAGAGAGCCGCCACUGGGUACCGAGACCCCUGCACUGGGGAGCUGCUCUCUCUGUUUCAAGCCAUGAGUAAGGGGCUCGUUGCCAGGGACCAGGGGACUUACCUACUAGAGGCCCAGCUGGCCACUGGUGGCCUCAUCGAUCCAGUCCACAAUCACCGUGUCCCAGUGGAGAUGGCCUGCCAACGGGGCUACCUCGAUGAAGACAUGAAGCAGCUCCUCUUCCAUCCCACCCAUGACAUCAAAGGGUUCUUCGACCCCAACACGAAGGAGACCCUGAUGUAUGCAGAGUUAUUGGAGAGGUGCGUCACUGACCCAGACACCGGUCUCUGCCUGCUGCCACUCUUCGGAGAUGAUGGGGAAGGGUCUCGGGGCGUGCAGUCCUUCAUUGACCACAGGACCCGAAUGGCUUUGGAAAACACAACAGUACCUGUAGCCUGUGGCAAAUUCAAGGGGAAGUCGGUGUCGCUCUGGAAACUCCUCUUCUCAGACUACUUCACAAGUGAGCAAAGGGCCACACUUACCCAGCAGUGCCUCACCGCGACUCUCUCCAUGCAGGAACUGGCUAAGACCGUCAGCACCGCCGUUCAGCAAAUGGCUUCCACUGCCAAUAUCACCUUUGAAGGCCUGAGGCACAAGGUGACCCCUAGCCAGCUCUUGAGUGCUGAAAUCAUCAACAGGGAUUUGUUUGAGAAGCUGAGCCAAGGGGAGACAUCAGCCAGAGAAGUUGUCGGCAUGGACACAGUCAGGAAGUACCUGGAAGGGACAGGCAGUAUCAGUGGGCUGCUGCUGCCCGAUUCCCAGGAGAAAAUCAGUAUCUACCAGGCAAAGAGGAAAGGCCUUCUAAUGCCAGGGACGUCCCUCAUCCUCCUCGAGGCACAGGCUGCCACUGGAUUCAUCAUCGACCCAGCUGCUAACAAGAAAUAUUCUGUGGAGGAGGCUCUGCGAGCCAACAUCAUCGGCCCAGAUAUUUACAACAAGCUGCUGGCAGCAGAGAAAGCAGUCACUGGCUACAAAGACCCCUACACUGGCAACAAGAUUUCCCUCUUCCAGGCCAUGAGCAAAGGCCACAUUGUCAAAGACCACGGCAUCCGCCUGCUGGAGGCCCAGAUCGCCACCGGCGGCAUCAUCGAUCCCAUGCACAGUCACCGAAUCCCUGUGGAGGUGGCUUACAAGCGAGGCUACUUCGACAAGAAGAUGAACCUGAUCCUCUCUGACCCCAGCGAUGACACCAAGGGCUUCUUCGACCCCAACACGCACGAGAACCUCACGUACUUGCAGCUGAAGGAGAAGUGCAUCACAGAGCCCUCCACCGGACUCUGCCUCCUCCCUCUGAACAGCAAGAAGCGCCAGUUCAUCGAUGACACCACCAAACAAGCCUUCAGGAGCACCUGGCUCCUCGUGAAGUACGGGAGAUUCCGAGGAGAAAGGGUCUCCGUGUGGGACCUGUUGAAUUCUGAGUAUUUCAGCGAGGGAAAGCGGCGGGAGAUAUUUAAUCACUACCAGCUGCGGAAGCUCACUCUGGAGCAGAUCAGACUCAUGUUGGAGGAAGAGAUGAAAAAAUGGGCCCACAUCAAAUUCCCAGCCAUGAGAGGCAGCGUCACGGCCUACCACCUGCUAGAAACUGGCAUCAUAGACAAGGCCCUAUUUGAGAGGGUGCUGGAGGGAGCCGUGAGCCCGGAGGAUGUCCUGCGCAUGGACUCUGUCCAUAAAUACCUCUAUGGCUCUGGCAGCAUCGGGGGGAUUGUGCUCCAGCCAUCAAACCAGAGAAUGAGCAUCUAUGAAGCCAUGAAGCAGAAGAUUGUGAUGCCAGGGGUGGCUCUCCCACUGCUUGAGGCCCAGGCCGCUACUGGUUUCGUCAUUGACCCAGUGAACAACCAGAAGCUGUGCGUUGAUGAAGCUGUAAGGGAAGGGGUUAUUGGGCCAGAACUCCAUGAGAAACUGCAGCACGCGGAAGGAGCCGUAAUGGGCUAUAAAGACCCUUUCACUGGGGAAAAGAUCUCCAUCUUCCAAGCCAUGAAGAAGGGCCUCAUCACCAACAAACAGGCUGUUCAGCUCAUGGAAGCCCAGAUUGCCACAGGAGGCAUCAUUGACCCCCACCGCGGCCACUAUGUCCCUGUGGAAUUUGCCCAGAAACAAGGCUACUUGGAUGAGGACAUGAGCAAAACCCUCUCUAGUGCCUCUGACAAUACCAGGGUCUACUGCGUUCCCAACAGCAAGGAGCCUGUGACCUACGCUCAGCUCAUCGCACGCUGCCAGAAGGACAAAAACUCUGGCCUCCACUUGCUGCCUUUGCCACAGACAGCGAUGCCUGUCCGCACGGAUGAACAGAUCCAGCAGCUAUUCAAGGAGACCAUGGUGAAGGAGAAAGGAGUCUCCCUCUGGGAGCUGAUCCACUCUGGCUACUUCACUGAGGAGCAGAGAAAUGACUUUGUGGAGAAGUACCGGUCUGAGGACGUGUCUGUCUGGCAGCUGGUCACUCUUGUCCUGAAGCUUGUUGAGGAAAUAGAGAUGAAAGCCCAUACCCACAUCACCUUCGAAGGCCUCAGGGGCAGCGUGCCUGCCGUCUGGCUGCUCGAUGCUGGCAUCAUUACCGAGAAGACGUUCGAGGAUCUGGCUCAGGGAACACGAACAGCCAGAGAAGUAGGCGAGAUGGAGAGCGUGAAGAGAUACUUACAGGGCACGGGGAGCAUUGCUGGGAUUUUCAUACAGGCCUCCAAGAAGAGGAUGAGCAUUUACCAAGCAAUGAAAAACAAUCUCCUCCUGCCAGGGACAGGGGUGUUGUUGCUAGAGGCUCAAGCAGCUACAGGAGCUGUUAUAGACCCAGUAACAAACCAGAAACUUGGUGUGGAGGAGGCGGUCAAAGCAGCCAUUGUCGGUGAGGAACUCAUGGAGAAGCUGCUUCUAGCAGAGAGAGCAGUGACCGGUUACACAGACCCAUACACGGGGAACUCAAUCUCAGUCUGUCAAGCAAUCAGGAAAGGCCUCAUUCCCAUGAGCGAUGGUGUUCGCUUAAUAGAGGCCCAGCUGGCUACAGGAGGGGUCAUCGAUCCCAUCCACCAUCAUCAUCUUCCUCUUCCUGCUGCCUACAUGCACGGCUUUUAUGAUGAAGAAAUGAACCAGGCCCUAUCCCAGCCCACUGACAACACCAAAGUCUUCUUUGAUCCAAACACAAAGGAAAACUUGACCUACCAGCAGCUGAAAGACAGGUGUGUCCCUGAUGCUGGGACAGACCUCUGGCUGCUACCUCUGUCUGAAACUGCAGCAUUCUAUGUGGACAAACAAACCAUGGAGGUGCUGAAAUCUGUGACAGUCUGUGUUGCAGUAGGACGGUUCAAAGGGCAGACAGUUUCCGUCUGGGACCUUCUCAACUCCGAGUACAUCACAGACUGCAAGCAGAGAGAGCUGGUGGAACUAUACAAACAGGAGAAUGCUGUGGCCCUGCAAGAAAUCAUCACCACCGUUACCACAAUCAUUGAAGAAACUGAGAAGCAAGGCAAGAGGUUCACGUUCAAGGGCCUGCGGAAGCAGGUGUCUGCCAGCGACCUCUUCCAGUCUCAGCUGAUAGACAAGAAAACCCUGGAUGAACUCAAGCAGGGACAGAAAACUGUCAAAGAAGUCACGGAGAUGGACUCCGUCCGGAGAUACCUGGAGGGGGGUAACUUCAUAGCUGGAGUCCUAGUACAGCCAGCCAAUGAGAAGAUGAGCAUCUACCAGGCUAUGACGAGAGGAAUGCUGAGGCCGGGCACUGCGCUGGUGUUGCUGGAGGCACAGGCUGCCACCGGGUUUGUUAUUGACCCGGUGAAGAACAAGAGGCUGUCAGUGGAGGAGGCACUCGCUGCUGGGCUCAUUGGACAACAGGUCUAUGAGAAGCUGCUGUCAGCAGAGAGAGCAGUGACUGGAUACACUGACCCCUGCACAAAAGGCCAAAUCUCCCUCUUCGAAGCCAUGAACCAGGGGCUGAUCCUCAAGAGCCACGGCAUCCGCCUGCUGGAGGCCCAGAUCGCCACCGGCGGCAUCAUCGACCCCGUGCACAGUCACCGCCUCCCCGUGGAGGUGGCUUACAAGCGGGGCUACUUCGACGAAGAGAUGAACCGGAUCCUCUCUGACCCCAGCGACGACACCAAGGGCUUCUUCGACCCCAACACGCAGGAGAACCUCACCUACAUGCAGCUCCUGGAGAGAUGUGUGCAAGACCCUGAGACUGGACUGUACAUGCUCCAAAUAGUAAAGCAUGGGGGGACAUACUUCUAUAUCGAUGAGUCAAUGAAACAAUUUUUACACUCAAAACCCAUUAAAAUGCAAGUUGGGAAGUUCAAAGGCCAAACUGUGUCCCUCUGGGACCUGCUCUGCUCUCAGUACAUCUCAGAACAGAAAAGAAAAGAACUGGUGAAGCAAUAUAAAUGUGAAACUCUGACAAUAGAACAGCUCAUCACAGUUAUCACCACCAUCAUUGAGGAAAUGGAACUCAGAACCCAAGCCCUUCAGGUUAAAGGACUCAGAGGACAUGUAUCUGUGUCAGAGUUAUUCAACGCUGAGAUCAUUGACAAGACAACACUGGACAAUCUGCAAAAAGGAACUCUCACAGUCCAUAAACUGACACAAAUGGACUCUGUCAAGAGGUAUCUGGAAGGAACGGGCGGCAUUGCUGGAGUUCUGCUGCCAGCCAAGAAAGAGAAGAUGAGCAUCUACCAUGCCCUAGAGAGGGGUUUCCUAAAACCAGAAUCAGCGCUGGUACUGCUGGAGGCGCAGGCUGCCAGCGGCUUUAUCACUGACCCGCUGAAGAACGAGAAGCUGUCCGUCGAUGAAGCCGUCUCCACCGGCCUGGUGGGCCGUGAGAUUCACGAGAAGCUGCUCUCUGCAGAGAGAGCAGUGACCGGAUACACUGACCCCUACACAGGCAACAAGAUCUCCCUCUUCCAGGCCAUGAAGAGAGACCUGAUAGUCAAGGACCACGGCAUCCCGCUGCUGGAGGCCCAGAUCGCCACCGGCGGCAUCAUCGACCCCGUGCACAGUCACCGCCUCCCCGUGGAGGUGGCUUACAAGCGGGGAUAUUUGGACGAUGACACAUUUCUUCUUCUUUCUGAUCCAGAACAUGGCAACAGAAGAUUUAUGGAUCCUAACACCCAUGAAAAACUCAGUUAUGCCCAGCUCCUGCAGAGAUGUAGCAAAGACCCAGACACAGGACUGUGCCUGCUCCAGAUAACAGAAAAGAAGGAAGACUAUUUCUACAUUGAUGAGCAAACAAAAAACACAAUGUUAUUAACCAUGGUUCAAGUACCAGUACGGAAAUACGAAGGACAUACUCCAUCUCUAUGGGAACUUCUGUGUUCUGACUAUAUAAGUGAGGAACAGAGGAAGGAAUUGGUAAAACAAUACAAAAAAGAAUGCACAGCUAUCCUACAAAAGAUCACUGAUACAAUCUUAACCAUUAUACAUGAAAAAGAGAGGAGCAGACAAGAUAUAUGGUUCCAGGGAAUAAGACAACAAGUCACUGCAUCAGAACUAUUCAAUGCACAGAUAAUUACAAAAGACACAAUGGUAAAUCUAGACGAAGGAAAACAGACUGCAAAAGAUAUAGCAAAGAUGGAUUCUGUAAAGAGAUACCUCGAAGGAACUAGCUGCAUCGCCGGAGUCCUUGUGCCAUCCAACACGGACCCGUCCAAGACAGAGAAGAUGAGCAUCUACCAGGCCAUGGGGAAGGGGAUUCUGAGGCCGGGCACCGCGCUGGUGCUGCUGGAGGCGCAGGCUGCCAGCGGCUUUAUCACUGACCCGCUGAAGAACGAGAAGCUGUCCGUCGAUGAAGCCGUCUCCGCCGGCCUGGUGGGCCGUGAGAUUCACGAGAAGCUGCUCUCUGCAGAGAGAGCAGUGACCGGAUACACUGACCCCUACACAGGCAACAAGAUCUCCCUCUUCCAGGCCAUGAAGAGAGACCUGAUAGUCAAGGACCACGGCAUCCGCCUGCUGGAGGCCCAGAUCGCCACCGGCGGCAUCAUCGACCCCGUGCACAGUCACCGCCUCCCCGUGGAGGUGGCUUACAAGCGGGGCUACUUCGACGAAGAGAUGAACCGGAUCCUCUCUCACCCCAGCGACGACACCAAGGGCUUCUUCGACCCCAACACGCACGAGAACCUCACCUACAUGCAGCUCCUCAGCAGAUGCGUCCCAGACCCAGACACGGGGCUCCUGAUGCUUCAGCUGAUGCACAAAGGCUCCGUGCUCUUCCAGCUAGAUGAAAAAACACGAAUCUCCUUACAGUCUGCCCCUGCCAGCGUCAGCGUGGGACUCUUCCAGGGGCAGAACGUGACCGUGUGGGAGCUUCUCUUCUCCAGAUACGUCCCUGACCAAAAAAGGCAGGAGCUUCUGAGGAAGUACAAAGCGGGGACGCUAACCAUUCAGGAAAUGACAACCAUCAUCACCGCCCUCAUCACCGAGGCAGAGCAAAAGAGCAGCAGAGAGCCCAGGCACGUGAAAAGUCCGAGCACGCAACGGGCAACGUCACAGAACGCCGAGGCUGCCCGUUCGCAGAGAGACGAAAAACGGGAGAAGGCCUUGAAGACUACGACAGUCGACGGGCCGGGGGGCGAGUUCCAAGGGCGAAAGGUCUCUGUGUGGGAUCUGCUCUUCUCCAAAUACGUCCUUGAAGAGAAAAGACAAGAGCUUCUAAAGAAGUACAAAGCAGGGACGCUAACCAUUCAAGAAAUGAUCACCGUCGUCACCACCCUCAUCACCGAGAGAGAGAAAAAGAGCGGCCAACAGCCCGGAGGCGUGGAAGGCCCCUGCCGAGAGGAGAGAACAUCCGGGAGAGCUGCCAGCGCCCCUUCUCCACAGGACCAACAAGCGGAAAAGACUCUCCGGCUCGCGACCGUCGAUGUAUCGGUCGGCGAGUUCCAAGGGCGAAAGGUCUCCGUGUGGGAACUUCUCUUCUCCAAAUACCUCUCGGAAGAGAAAAGGCAGGAGCUCCUGGAGCAGUACCGAGCAGGGACGGUGACUCUGGAGGAGCUGGUCAGAAUCCUCACCACCAUCGUUGAGGAGACAGAAGAGAGAAGCAGCAAAGUGAAGUUCUCAGGCCUCAGGAGGCAGGUGACUGCCUCAGAGCUGUUCAGCUCUGACAUUAUUGACCAGAACACGCUGACUGAACUCACCCAGGGCACCAAGACGGUGCAGGAGAUCACGGAAAUGGAUUCCGUAAAGAGAUACCUCGAAGGAACUAGCUGCAUCGCCGGAGUCCUUGUGCCGUCCAACACGGACCCGUCCAAGACAGAGAAGAUGAGCAUCUACCAGGCCAUGGGGAAGGGGAUUCUGAGGCCGGGCACCGCGCUGGUGCUGCUGGAGGCGCAGGCUGCCAGCGGCUUUAUCACUGACCCUCUGAAGAACGAGAAGCUGUCCGUCGAUGAAGCCGUCUCCGCCGGCCUGGUGGGCCGUGAGAUUCACGAGAAGCUGCUCUCUGCAGAGAGAGCAGUGACCGGAUACACUGACCCCUACACAGGCAACAAGAUCUCCCUCUUCCAGGCCAUGAAGAGAGACCUGAUAGUCAAGGACCACGGCAUCCGCCUGCUGGAGGCCCAGAUCGCCACCGGCGGCAUCAUCGACCCCGUGCACAGUCACCGCCUCCCCGUGGAGAUGGCUUACAAGCGGGGCUACUUCGACGAAGAGAUGAACCGGAUCCUCUCUGACCCCAGCGACGACACCAAGGGCUUCUUCGACCCCAACACGCACGAGAACCUCACCUACAUGCAGCUCCUCAGCAGAUGCGUCCCAGACCCAGACACGGGGCUCCUGAUGCUUCAGCUGAUGCACAAAGGCUCCGUGCUCUUCCAGCUAGAUGAAAAAACACGAAUCUCCUUACAGUCUGCCCCUGCCAGCGUCAGCGUGGGACUCUUCCAGGGGCAGAACGUGACCGUGUGGGAGCUUCUCUUCUCCAGAUACGUCCCUGACCAAAAAAGGCAGGAGCUUCUGAGGAAGUACAAAGCGGGGACGCUAACCAUUCAGGAAAUGACAACCAUCAUCACCGCCCUCAUCACCGAGGCAGAGCAAAAGAGCAGCAGAGAGCCCAGGCACGUGAAAAGUCCGAGCACGCAACGGGCAACGUCACAGAACGCCGAGGCUGCCCGUUCGCAGAGAGACGAAAAACGGGAGAAGGCCUUGAAGACUACGACAGUCGACGGGCCGGGGGGCGAGUUCCAAGGGCGAAAGGUCUCUGUGUGGGAUCUGCUCUUCUCCAAAUACGUCCUUGAAGAGAAAAGACAAGAGCUUCUAAAGAAGUACAAAGCAGGGACGCUAACCAUUCAAGAAAUGAUCACCGUCGUCACCACCCUCAUCACCGAGAGAGAGAAAAAGAGCGGCCAACAGCCCGGAGGCGUGGAAGGCCCCUGCCGAGAGGAGAGAACAUCCGGGAGAGCUGCCAGCGCCCCUUCUCCACAGGACCAACAAGCGGAAAAGACUCUCCGGCUCGCGACCGUCGAUGUAUCGGUCGGCGAGUUCCAAGGGCGAAAGGUCUCCGUGUGGGAACUUCUCUUCUCCAAAUACCUCUCGGAAGAGAAAAGGCAGGAGCUCCUGGAGCAGUACCGAGCAGGGACGGUGACUCUGGAGGAGCUGGUCAGAAUCCUCACCACCAUCGUUGAGGAGACAGAAGAGAGAAGCAGCAAAGUGAAGUUCUCAGGCCUCAGGAGGCAGGUGACUGCCUCAGAGCUGUUCAGCUCUGACAUUAUUGACCAGAACACGCUGACUGAACUCACCCAGGGCACCAAGACGGUGCAGGAGAUCACGGAAAUGGAUUCCGUAAAGAGAUACCUCGAAGGAACUAGCUGCAUCGCCGGAGUCCUUGUGCCGUCCAACACGGACCCGUCCAAGACAGAGAAGAUGAGCAUCUACCAGGCCAUGGGGAAGGGGAUUCUGAGGCCGGGCACCGCGCUGGUGCUGCUGGAGGCGCAGGCUGCCAGCGGCUUUAUCACUGACCCGCUGAAGAACGAGAAGCUGUCCGUCGAUGAAGCCGUCUCCGCCGGCCUGGUGGGCCGUGAGAUUCACGAGAAGCUGCUCUCUGCAGAGAGAGCAGUGACCGGAUACACUGACCCCUACACAGGCAACAAGAUCUCCCUCUUCCAGGCCAUGAAGAGAGACCUGAUAGUCAAGGACCACGGCAUCCGCCUGCUGGAGGCCCAGAUCGCCACCGGCGGCAUCAUCGACCCCGUGCACAGUCACCGCCUCCCCGUGGAGGUGGCUUACAAGCGGGGCUACUUCGACGAAGAGAUGAACCGGAUCCUCUCUGACCCCAGCGACGACACCAAGGGCUUCUUCGACCCCAACACGCACGAGAACCUCACCUACAUGCAGCUCCUCAGCAGAUGCGUCCCAGACCCAGACACGGGGCUCCUGAUGCUUCAGCUGAUGCACAAAGGCUCCGUGCUCUUCCAGCUAGAUGAAAAAACACGAAUCUCCUUACAGUCUGCCCCUGCCAGCGUCAGCGUGGGACUCUUCCAGGGGCAGAACGUGACCGUGUGGGAGCUUCUCUUCUCCAGAUACGUCCCUGACCAAAAAAGGCAGGAGCUUCUGAGGAAGUACAAAGCGGGGACGCUAACCAUUCAGGAAAUGACAACCAUCAUCACCGCCCUCAUCACCGAGGCAGAGCAAAAGAGCAGCAGAGAGCCCAGGCACGUGAAAAGUCCGAGCACGCAACGGGCAACGUCACAGAACGCCGAGGCUGCCCGUUCGCAGAGAGACGAAAAACGGGAGAAGGCCUUGAAGACUACGACAGUCGACGGGCCGGGGGGCGAGUUCCAAGGGCGAAAGGUCUCUGUGUGGGAUCUGCUCUUCUCCAAAUACGUCCUUGAAGAGAAAAGACAAGAGCUUCUAAAGAAGUACAAAGCAGGGACGCUAACCAUUCAAGAAAUGAUCACCGUCGUCACCACCCUCAUCACCGAGAGAGAGAAAAAGAGCGGCCAACAGCCCGGAGGCGUGGAAGGCCCCUGCCGAGAGGAGAGAACAUCCGGGAGAGCUGCCAGCGCCCCUUCUCCACAGGACCAACAAGCGGAAAAGACUCUCCGGCUCGCGACCGUCGAUGUAUCGGUCGGCGAGUUCCAAGGGCGAAAGGUCUCCGUGUGGGAACUUCUCUUCUCCAAAUACCUCUCGGAAGAGAAAAGGCAGGAGCUCCUGGAGCAGUACCGAGCAGGGACGGUGACUCUGGAGGAGCUGGUCAGAAUCCUCACCACCAUCGUUGAGGAGACAGAAGAGAGAAGCAGCAAAGUGAAGUUCUCAGGCCUCAGGAGGCAGGUGACUGCCUCAGAGCUGUUCAGCUCUGACAUUAUUGACCAGAACACGCUGACUGAACUCACCCAGGGCACCAAGACGGUGCAGGAGAUCACGGAAAUGGAUUCCGUAAAGAGAUACCUCGAAGGAACUAGCUGCAUCGCCGGAGUCCUUGUGCCGUCCAACACGGACCCGUCCAAGACAGAGAAGAUGAGCAUCUACCAGGCCAUGGGGAAGGGGAUUCUGAGGCCGGGCACCGCGCUGGUGCUGCUGGAGGCGCAGGCUGCCAGCGGCUUUAUCACUGACCCGCUGAAGAACGAGAAGCUGUCCGUCGAUGAAGCCGUCUCCGCCGGCCUGGUGGGCCGUGAGAUUCACGAGAAGCUGCUCUCUGCAGAGAGAGCAGUGACCGGAUACACUGACCCCUACACAGGCAACAAGAUCUCCCUCUUCCAGGCCAUGAAGAGAGACCUGAUAGUCAAGGACCACGGCAUCCGCCUGCUGGAGGCCCAGAUCGCCACCGGCGGCAUCAUCGACCCCGUGCACAGUCACCGCCUCCCCGUGGAGGUGGCUUACAAGCGGGGCUACUUCGACGAAGAGAUGAACCGGAUCCUCUCUGACCCCAGCGACGACACCAAGGGCUUCUUCGACCCCAACACGCACGAGAACCUCACCUACAUGCAGCUCCUCAGCAGAUGCGUCCCAGACCCAGACACGGGGCUCCUGAUGCUUCAGCUGAUGCACAAAGGCUCCGUGCUCUUCCAGCUAGAUGAAAAAACACGAAUCUCCUUACAGUCUGCCCCUGCCAGCGUCAGCGUGGGACUCUUCCAGGGGCAGAACGUGACCGUGUGGGAGCUUCUCUUCUCCAGAUACGUCCCUGACCAAAAAAGGCAGGAGCUUCUGAGGAAGUACAAAGCGGGGACGCUAACCAUUCAGGAAAUGACAACCAUCAUCACCGCCCUCAUCACCGAGGCAGAGCAAAAGAGCAGCAGAGAGCCCAGGCACGUGAAAAGUCCGAGCACGCAACGGGCAACGUCACAGAACGCCGAGGCUGCCCGUUCGCAGAGAGACGAAAAACGGGAGAAGGCCUUGAAGACUACGACAGUCGACGGGCCGGGGGGCGAGUUCCAAGGGCGAAAGGUCUCUGUGUGGGAUCUGCUCUUCUCCAAAUACGUCCUUGAAGAGAAAAGACAAGAGCUUCUAAAGAAGUACAAAGCAGGGACGCUAACCAUUCAAGAAAUGAUCACCGUCGUCACCACCCUCAUCACCGAGAGAGAGAAAAAGAGCGGCCAACAGCCCGGAGGCGUGGAAGGCCCCUGCCGAGAGGAGAGAACAUCCGGGAGAGCUGCCAGCGCCCCUUCUCCACAGGACCAACAAGCGGAAAAGACUCUCCGGCUCGCGACCGUCGAUGUAUCGGUCGGCGAGUUCCAAGGGCGAAAGGUCUCCGUGUGGGAACUUCUCUUCUCCAAAUACCUCUCGGAAGAGAAAAGGCAGGAGCUCCUGGAGCAGUACCGAGCAGGGACGGUGACUCUGGAGGAGCUGGUCAGAAUCCUCACCACCAUCGUUGAGGAGACAGAAGAGAGAAGCAGCAAAGUGAAGUUCUCAGGCCUCAGGAGGCAGGUGACUGCCUCAGAGCUGUUCAGCUCUGACAUUAUUGACCAGAACACGCUGACUGAACUCACCCAGGGCACCAAGACGGUGCAGGAGAUCACGGAAAUGGAUUCCGUAAAGAGAUACCUCGAAGGAACUAGCUGCAUCGCCGGAGUCCUUGUGCCGUCCAACACGGACCCGUCCAAGACAGAGAAGAUGAGCAUCUACCAGGCCAUGGGGAAGGGGAUUCUGAGGCCGGGCACCGCGCUGGUGCUGCUGGAGGCGCAGGCUGCCAGCGGCUUUAUCACUGACCCGCUGAAGAACGAGAAGCUGUCCGUCGAUGAAGCCGUCUCCGCCGGCCUGGUGGGCCGUGAGAUUCACGAGAAGCUGCUCUCUGCAGAGAGAGCAGUGACCGGAUACACUGACCCCUACACAGGCAACAAGAUCUCCCUCUUCCAGGCCAUGAAGAGAGACCUGAUAGUCAAGGACCACGGCAUCCGCCUGCUGGAGGCCCAGAUCGCCACCGGCGGCAUCAUCGACCCCGUGCACAGUCACCGCCUCCCCGUGGAGGUGGCUUACAAGCGGGGCUACUUCGACGAAGAGAUGAACCGGAUCCUCUCUGACCCCAGCGACGACACCAAGGGCUUCUUCGACCCCAACACGCACGAGAACCUCACCUACAUGCAGCUCCUCAGCAGAUGCGUCCCAGACCCAGACACGGGGCUCCUGAUGCUUCAGCUGAUGCACAAAGGCUCCGUGCUCUUCCAGCUAGAUGAAAAAACACGAAUCUCCUUACAGUCUGCCCCUGCCAGCGUCAGCGUGGGACUCUUCCAGGGGCAGAACGUGACCGUGUGGGAGCUUCUCUUCUCCAGAUACGUCCCUGACCAAAAAAGGCAGGAGCUUCUGAGGAAGUACAAAGCGGGGACGCUAACCAUUCAGGAAAUGACAACCAUCAUCACCGCCCUCAUCACCGAGGCAGAGCAAAAGAGCAGCAGAGAGCCCAGGCACGUGAAAAGUCCGAGCACGCAACGGGCAACGUCACAGAACGCCGAGGCUGCCCGUUCGCAGAGAGACGAAAAACGGGAGAAGGCCUUGAAGACUACGACAGUCGACGGGCCGGGGGGCGAGUUCCAAGGGCGAAAGGUCUCUGUGUGGGAUCUGCUCUUCUCCAAAUACGUCCUUGAAGAGAAAAGACAAGAGCUUCUAAAGAAGUACAAAGCAGGGACGCUAACCAUUCAAGAAAUGAUCACCGUCGUCACCACCCUCAUCACCGAGAGAGAGAAAAAGAGCGGCCAACAGCCCGGAGGCGUGGAAGGCCCCUGCCGAGAGGAGAGAACAUCCGGGAGAGCUGCCAGCGCCCCUUCUCCACAGGACCAACAAGCGGAAAAGACUCUCCGGCUCGCGACCGUCGAUGUAUCGGUCGGCGAGUUCCAAGGGCGAAAGGUCUCCGUGUGGGAACUUCUCUUCUCCAAAUACCUCUCGGAAGAGAAAAGGCAGGAGCUCCUGGAGCAGUACCGAGCAGGGACGGUGACUCUGGAGGAGCUGGUCAGAAUCCUCACCACCAUCGUUGAGGAGACAGAAGAGAGAAGCAGCAAAGUGAAGUUCUCAGGCCUCAGGAGGCAGGUGACUGCCUCAGAGCUGUUCAGCUCUGACAUUAUUGACCAGAACACGCUGACUGAACUCACCCAGGGCACCAAGACGGUGCAGGAGAUCACGGAAAUGGAUUCCGUAAAGAGAUACCUCGAAGGAACUAGCUGCAUCGCCGGAGUCCUUGUGCCGUCCAACACGGACCCGUCCAAGACAGAGAAGAUGAGCAUCUACCAGGCCAUGGGGAAGGGGAUUCUGAGGCCGGGCACCGCGCUGGUGCUGCUGGAGGCGCAGGCUGCCAGCGGCUUUAUCACUGACCCGCUGAAGAACGAGAAGCUGUCCGUCGAUGAAGCCGUCUCCGCCGGCCUGGUGGGCCGUGAGAUUCACGAGAAGCUGCUCUCUGCAGAGAGAGCAGUGACCGGAUACACUGACCCCUACACAGGCAACAAGAUCUCCCUCUUCCAGGCCAUGAAGAGAGACCUGAUAGUCAAGGACCACGGCAUCCGCCUGCUGGAGGCCCAGAUCGCCACCGGCGGCAUCAUCGACCCCGUGCACAGUCACCGCCUCCCCGUGGAGGUGGCUUACAAGCGGGGCUACUUCGACGAAGAGAUGAACCGGAUCCUCUCUGACCCCAGCGACGACACCAAGGGCUUCUUCGACCCCAACACGCACGAGAACCUCACCUACAUGCAGCUCCUCAGCAGAUGCGUCCCAGACCCAGACACGGGGCUCCUGAUGCUUCAGCUGAUGCACAAAGGCUCCGUGCUCUUCCAGCUAGAUGAAAAAACACGAAUCUCCUUACAGUCUGCCCCUGCCAGCGUCAGCGUGGGACUCUUCCAGGGGCAGAACGUGACCGUGUGGGAGCUUCUCUUCUCCAGAUACGUCCCUGACCAAAAAAGGCAGGAGCUUCUGAGGAAGUACAAAGCGGGGACGCUAACCAUUCAGGAAAUGACAACCAUCAUCACCGCCCUCAUCACCGAGGCAGAGCAAAAGAGCAGCAGAGAGCCCAGGCACGUGAAAAGUCCGAGCACGCAACGGGCAACGUCACAGAACGCCGAGGCUGCCCGUUCGCAGAGAGACGAAAAACGGGAGAAGGCCUUGAAGACUACGACAGUCGACGGGCCGGGGGGCGAGUUCCAAGGGCGAAAGGUCUCUGUGUGGGAUCUGCUCUUCUCCAAAUACGUCCUUGAAGAGAAAAGACAAGAGCUUCUAAAGAAGUACAAAGCAGGGACGCUAACCAUUCAAGAAAUGAUCACCGUCGUCACCACCCUCAUCACCGAGAGAGAGAAAAAGAGCGGCCAACAGCCCGGAGGCGUGGAAGGCCCCUGCCGAGAGGAGAGAACAUCCGGGAGAGCUGCCAGCGCCCCUUCUCCACAGGACCAACAAGCGGAAAAGACUCUCCGGCUCGCGACCGUCGAUGUAUCGGUCGGCGAGUUCCAAGGGCGAAAGGUCUCCGUGUGGGAACUUCUCUUCUCCAAAUACCUCUCGGAAGAGAAAAGGCAGGAGCUCCUGGAGCAGUACCGAGCAGGGACGGUGACUCUGGAGGAGCUGGUCAGAAUCCUCACCACCAUCGUUGAGGAGACAGAAGAGAGAAGCAGCAAAGUGAAGUUCUCAGGCCUCAGGAGGCAGGUGACUGCCUCAGAGCUGUUCAGCUCUGACAUUAUUGACCAGAACACGCUGACUGAACUCACCCAGGGCACCAAGACGGUGCAGGAGAUCACGGAAAUGGAUUCCGUAAAGAGAUACCUCGAAGGAACUAGCUGCAUCGCCGGAGUCCUUGUGCCGUCCAACACGGACCCGUCCAAGACAGAGAAGAUGAGCAUCUACCAGGCCAUGGGGAAGGGGAUUCUGAGGCCGGGCACCGCGCUGGUGCUGCUGGAGGCGCAGGCUGCCAGCGGCUUUAUCACUGACCCGCUGAAGAACGAGAAGCUGUCCGUCGAUGAAGCCGUCUCCGCCGGCCUGGUGGGCCGUGAGAUUCACGAGAAGCUGCUCUCUGCAGAGAGAGCAGUGACCGGAUACACUGACCCCUACACAGGCAACAAGAUCUCCCUCUUCCAGGCCAUGAAGAGAGACCUGAUAGUCAAGGACCACGGCAUCCGCCUGCUGGAGGCCCAGAUCGCCACCGGCGGCAUCAUCGACCCCGUGCACAGUCACCGCCUCCCCGUGGAGGUGGCUUACAAGCGGGGCUACUUCGACGAAGAGAUGAACCGGAUCCUCUCUGACCCCAGCGACGACACCAAGGGCUUCUUCGACCCCAACACGCACGAGAACCUCACCUACAUGCAGCUCCUCAGCAGAUGCGUCCCAGACCCAGACACGGGGCUCCUGAUGCUUCAGCUGAUGCACAAAGGCUCCGUGCUCUUCCAGCUAGAUGAAAAAACACGAAUCUCCUUACAGUCUGCCCCUGCCAGCGUCAGCGUGGGACUCUUCCAGGGGCAGAACGUGACCGUGUGGGAGCUUCUCUUCUCCAGAUACGUCCCUGACCAAAAAAGGCAGGAGCUUCUGAGGAAGUACAAAGCGGGGACGCUAACCAUUCAGGAAAUGACAACCAUCAUCACCGCCCUCAUCACCGAGGCAGAGCAAAAGAGCAGCAGAGAGCCCAGGCACGUGAAAAGUCCGAGCACGCAACGGGCAACGUCACAGAACGCCGAGGCUGCCCGUUCGCAGAGAGACGAAAAACGGGAGAAGGCCUUGAAGACUACGACAGUCGACGGGCCGGGGGGCGAGUUCCAAGGGCGAAAGGUCUCUGUGUGGGAUCUGCUCUUCUCCAAAUACGUCCUUGAAGAGAAAAGACAAGAGCUUCUAAAGAAGUACAAAGCAGGGACGCUAACCAUUCAAGAAAUGAUCACCGUCGUCACCACCCUCAUCACCGAGAGAGAGAAAAAGAGCGGCCAACAGCCCGGAGGCGUGGAAGGCCCCUGCCGAGAGGAGAGAACAUCCGGGAGAGCUGCCAGCGCCCCUUCUCCACAGGACCAACAAGCGGAAAAGACUCUCCGGCUCGCGACCGUCGAUGUAUCGGUCGGCGAGUUCCAAGGGCGAAAGGUCUCCGUGUGGGAACUUCUCUUCUCCAAAUACCUCUCGGAAGAGAAAAGGCAGGAGCUCCUGGAGCAGUACCGAGCAGGGACGGUGACUCUGGAGGAGCUGGUCAGAAUCCUCACCACCAUCGUUGAGGAGACAGAAGAGAGAAGCAGCAAAGUGAAGUUCUCAGGCCUCAGGAGGCAGGUGACUGCCUCAGAGCUGUUCAGCUCUGACAUUAUUGACCAGAACACGCUGACUGAACUCACCCAGGGCACCAAGACGGUGCAGGAGAUCACGGAAAUGGAUUCCGUAAAGAGAUACCUCGAAGGAACUAGCUGCAUCGCCGGAGUCCUUGUGCCGUCCAACACGGACCCGUCCAAGACAGAGAAGAUGAGCAUCUACCAGGCCAUGGGGAAGGGGAUUCUGAGGCCGGGCACCGCGCUGGUGCUGCUGGAGGCGCAGGCUGCCAGCGGCUUUAUCACUGACCCGCUGAAGAACGAGAAGCUGUCCGUCGAUGAAGCCGUCUCCGCCGGCCUGGUGGGCCGUGAGAUUCACGAGAAGCUGCUCUCUGCAGAGAGAGCAGUGACCGGAUACACUGACCCCUACACAGGCAACAAGAUCUCCCUCUUCCAGGCCAUGAAGAGAGACCUGAUAGUCAAGGACCACGGCAUCCGCCUGCUGGAGGCCCAGAUCGCCACCGGCGGCAUCAUCGACCCCGUGCACAGUCACCGCCUCCCCGUGGAGGUGGCUUACAAGCGGGGCUACUUCGACGAAGAGAUGAACCGGAUCCUCUCUGACCCCAGCGACGACACCAAGGGCUUCUUCGACCCCAACACGCACGAGAACCUCACCUACAUGCAGCUCCUCAGCAGAUGCGUCCCAGACCCAGACACGGGGCUCCUGAUGCUUCAGCUGAUGCACAAAGGCUCCGUGCUCUUCCAGCUAGAUGAAAAAACACGAAUCUCCUUACAGUCUGCCCCUGCCAGCGUCAGCGUGGGACUCUUCCAGGGGCAGAACGUGACCGUGUGGGAGCUUCUCUUCUCCAGAUACGUCCCUGACCAAAAAAGGCAGGAGCUUCUGAGGAAGUACAAAGCGGGGACGCUAACCAUUCAGGAAAUGACAACCAUCAUCACCGCCCUCAUCACCGAGGCAGAGCAAAAGAGCAGCAGAGAGCCCAGGCACGUGAAAAGUCCGAGCACGCAACGGGCAACGUCACAGAACGCCGAGGCUGCCCGUUCGCAGAGAGACGAAAAACGGGAGAAGGCCUUGAAGACUACGACAGUCGACGGGCCGGGGGGCGAGUUCCAAGGGCGAAAGGUCUCUGUGUGGGAUCUGCUCUUCUCCAAAUACGUCCUUGAAGAGAAAAGACAAGAGCUUCUAAAGAAGUACAAAGCAGGGACGCUAACCAUUCAAGAAAUGAUCACCGUCGUCACCACCCUCAUCACCGAGAGAGAGAAAAAGAGCGGCCAACAGCCCGGAGGCGUGGAAGGCCCCUGCCGAGAGGAGAGAACAUCCGGGAGAGCUGCCAGCGCCCCUUCUCCACAGGACCAACAAGCGGAAAAGACUCUCCGGCUCGCGACCGUCGAUGUAUCGGUCGGCGAGUUCCAAGGGCGAAAGGUCUCCGUGUGGGAACUUCUCUUCUCCAAAUACCUCUCGGAAGAGAAAAGGCAGGAGCUCCUGGAGCAGUACCGAGCAGGGACGGUGACUCUGGAGGAGCUGGUCAGAAUCCUCACCACCAUCGUUGAGGAGACAGAAGAGAGAAGCAGCAAAGUGAAGUUCUCAGGCCUCAGGAGGCAGGUGACUGCCUCAGAGCUGUUCAGCUCUGACAUUAUUGACCAGAACACGCUGACUGAACUCACCCAGGGCACCAAGACGGUGCAGGAGAUCACGGAAAUGGAUUCCGUAAAGAGAUACCUCGAAGGAACUAGCUGCAUCGCCGGAGUCCUUGUGCCGUCCAACACGGACCCGUCCAAGACAGAGAAGAUGAGCAUCUACCAGGCCAUGGGGAAGGGGAUUCUGAGGCCGGGCACCGCGCUGGUGCUGCUGGAGGCGCAGGCUGCCAGCGGCUUUAUCACUGACCCGCUGAAGAACGAGAAGCUGUCCGUCGAUGAAGCCGUCUCCGCCGGCCUGGUGGGCCGUGAGAUUCACGAGAAGCUGCUCUCUGCAGAGAGAGCAGUGACCGGAUACACUGACCCCUACACAGGCAACAAGAUCUCCCUCUUCCAGGCCAUGAAGAGAGACCUGAUAGUCAAGGACCACGGCAUCCGCCUGCUGGAGGCCCAGAUCGCCACCGGCGGCAUCAUCGACCCCGUGCACAGUCACCGCCUCCCCGUGGAGGUGGCUUACAAGCGGGGCUACUUCGACGAAGAGAUGAACCGGAUCCUCUCUGACCCCAGCGACGACACCAAGGGCUUCUUCGACCCCAACACGCACGAGAACCUCACCUACAUGCAGCUCCUCAGCAGAUGCGUCCCAGACCCAGACACGGGGCUCCUGAUGCUUCAGCUGAUGCACAAAGGCUCCGUGCUCUUCCAGCUAGAUGAAAAAACACGAAUCUCCUUACAGUCUGCCCCUGCCAGCGUCAGCGUGGGACUCUUCCAGGGGCAGAACGUGACCGUGUGGGAGCUUCUCUUCUCCAGAUACGUCCCUGACCAAAAAAGGCAGGAGCUUCUGAGGAAGUACAAAGCGGGGACGCUAACCAUUCAGGAAAUGACAACCAUCAUCACCGCCCUCAUCACCGAGGCAGAGCAAAAGAGCAGCAGAGAGCCCAGGCACGUGAAAAGUCCGAGCACGCAACGGGCAACGUCACAGAACGCCGAGGCUGCCCGUUCGCAGAGAGACGAAAAACGGGAGAAGGCCUUGAAGACUACGACAGUCGACGGGCCGGGGGGCGAGUUCCAAGGGCGAAAGGUCUCUGUGUGGGAUCUGCUCUUCUCCAAAUACGUCCUUGAAGAGAAAAGACAAGAGCUUCUAAAGAAGUACAAAGCAGGGACGCUAACCAUUCAAGAAAUGAUCACCGUCGUCACCACCCUCAUCACCGAGAGAGAGAAAAAGAGCGGCCAACAGCCCGGAGGCGUGGAAGGCCCCUGCCGAGAGGAGAGAACAUCCGGGAGAGCUGCCAGCGCCCCUUCUCCACAGGACCAACAAGCGGAAAAGACUCUCCGGCUCGCGACCGUCGAUGUAUCGGUCGGCGAGUUCCAAGGGCGAAAGGUCUCCGUGUGGGAACUUCUCUUCUCCAAAUACCUCUCGGAAGAGAAAAGGCAGGAGCUCCUGGAGCAGUACCGAGCAGGGACGGUGACUCUGGAGGAGCUGGUCAGAAUCCUCACCACCAUCGUUGAGGAGACAGAAGAGAGAAGCAGCAAAGUGAAGUUCUCAGGCCUCAGGAGGCAGGUGACUGCCUCAGAGCUGUUCAGCUCUGACAUUAUUGACCAGAACACGCUGACUGAACUCACCCAGGGCACCAAGACGGUGCAGGAGAUCACGGAAAUGGAUUCCGUAAAGAGAUACCUCGAAGGAACUAGCUGCAUCGCCGGAGUCCUUGUGCCGUCCAACACGGACCCGUCCAAGACAGAGAAGAUGAGCAUCUACCAGGCCAUGGGGAAGGGGAUUCUGAGGCCGGGCACCGCGCUGGUGCUGCUGGAGGCGCAGGCUGCCAGCGGCUUUAUCACUGACCCGCUGAAGAACGAGAAGCUGUCCGUCGAUGAAGCCGUCUCCGCCGGCCUGGUGGGCCGUGAGAUUCACGAGAAGCUGCUCUCUGCAGAGAGAGCAGUGACCGGAUACACUGACCCCUACACAGGCAACAAGAUCUCCCUCUUCCAGGCCAUGAAGAGAGACCUGAUAGUCAAGGACCACGGCAUCCGCCUGCUGGAGGCCCAGAUCGCCACCGGCGGCAUCAUCGACCCCGUGCACAGUCACCGCCUCCCCGUGGAGGUGGCUUACAAGCGGGGCUACUUCGACGAAGAGAUGAACCGGAUCCUCUCUGACCCCAGCGACGACACCAAGGGCUUCUUCGACCCCAACACGCACGAGAACCUCACCUACAUGCAGCUCCUCAGCAGAUGCGUCCCAGACCCAGACACGGGGCUCCUGAUGCUUCAGCUGAUGCACAAAGGCUCCGUGCUCUUCCAGCUAGAUGAAAAAACACGAAUCUCCUUACAGUCUGCCCCUGCCAGCGUCAGCGUGGGACUCUUCCAGGGGCAGAACGUGACCGUGUGGGAGCUUCUCUUCUCCAGAUACGUCCCUGACCAAAAAAGGCAGGAGCUUCUGAGGAAGUACAAAGCGGGGACGCUAACCAUUCAGGAAAUGACAACCAUCAUCACCGCCCUCAUCACCGAGGCAGAGCAAAAGAGCAGCAGAGAGCCCAGGCACGUGAAAAGUCCGAGCACGCAACGGGCAACGUCACAGAACGCCGAGGCUGCCCGUUCGCAGAGAGACGAAAAACGGGAGAAGGCCUUGAAGACUACGACAGUCGACGGGCCGGGGGGCGAGUUCCAAGGGCGAAAGGUCUCUGUGUGGGAUCUGCUCUUCUCCAAAUACGUCCUUGAAGAGAAAAGACAAGAGCUUCUAAAGAAGUACAAAGCAGGGACGCUAACCAUUCAAGAAAUGAUCACCGUCGUCACCACCCUCAUCACCGAGAGAGAGAAAAAGAGCGGCCAACAGCCCGGAGGCGUGGAAGGCCCCUGCCGAGAGGAGAGAACAUCCGGGAGAGCUGCCAGCGCCCCUUCUCCACAGGACCAACAAGCGGAAAAGACUCUCCGGCUCGCGACCGUCGAUGUAUCGGUCGGCGAGUUCCAAGGGCGAAAGGUCUCCGUGUGGGAACUUCUCUUCUCCAAAUACCUCUCGGAAGAGAAAAGGCAGGAGCUCCUGGAGCAGUACCGAGCAGGGACGGUGACUCUGGAGGAGCUGGUCAGAAUCCUCACCACCAUCGUUGAGGAGACAGAAGAGAGAAGCAGCAAAGUGAAGUUCUCAGGCCUCAGGAGGCAGGUGACUGCCUCAGAGCUGUUCAGCUCUGACAUUAUUGACCAGAACACGCUGACUGAACUCACCCAGGGCACCAAGACGGUGCAGGAGAUCACGGAAAUGGAUUCCGUAAAGAGAUACCUCGAAGGAACUAGCUGCAUCGCCGGAGUCCUUGUGCCGUCCAACACGGACCCGUCCAAGACAGAGAAGAUGAGCAUCUACCAGGCCAUGGGGAAGGGGAUUCUGAGGCCGGGCACCGCGCUGGUGCUGCUGGAGGCGCAGGCUGCCAGCGGCUUUAUCACUGACCCGCUGAAGAACGAGAAGCUGUCCGUCGAUGAAGCCGUCUCCGCCGGCCUGGUGGGCCGUGAGAUUCACGAGAAGCUGCUCUCUGCAGAGAGAGCAGUGACCGGAUACACUGACCCCUACACAGGCAACAAGAUCUCCCUCUUCCAGGCCAUGAAGAGAGACCUGAUAGUCAAGGACCACGGCAUCCGCCUGCUGGAGGCCCAGAUCGCCACCGGCGGCAUCAUCGACCCCGUGCACAGUCACCGCCUCCCCGUGGAGGUGGCUUACAAGCGGGGCUACUUCGACGAAGAGAUGAACCGGAUCCUCUCUGACCCCAGCGACGACACCAAGGGCUUCUUCGACCCCAACACCCACGAGAACCUCACCUACAUGCAGCUCCUCAGCAGAUGCAUCCCAGACCCAGACACGGGGCUCUGUUUGCUGAAAGUGGGGAUGGACUAAUUAUAUUUCAUUUUAUCACUCUGAUCCCAGUUUUGUUUUGUUUUGCAAAUAGCACUUUUCAGUCCUUUGUCUCCACUCAUUCUGUCUCUGUGAGCACUGGAAUUCUGUCCCUCUAAUUGUGUGGUGAAGUUCCCAGCAUUCUUUGCAGUUCAAAGGUCUUAGUGAGUCUUCUCUUUAUUAUCACCCCCUUUUACGCAGGACUGUCCACUAGCUGCUUGCUGUGGAAUACCAUGUUAUUUGUCUCCCAGGUUGUCCGGGAUAUUGGGUCCCUGAUUUGUACAGUGCUCAGGGUCAUGCGGGAAUCGUACGGAAUAACCUUAGGGAAUCUCAGGGUAACGUGCAAUCCCUGUGAUGCUCCUGGACCAAUCAGCGCAUCGUGACCACUGUGGGAAGGAUAAGCACUCAGCGUACGCUAGGGUAAGGGAGGAAGGGCUGGAUCUUCUCUUUAGAGUUUCUGCUCAGGAUAGUUCUAGAACUGGAAUUCCAAUAUUUAUGCAGGUCAGAGUUGAGGUGCAGGAGCUGAGCCAUGGGUGGGCUAACCCUGGACUGGAGUGGCGGGGGAGACUGUGGAUCUGGACUGAGGAGUAGCAGCAGCAGAGCUGGGUGAAAGUCAGAACUGGAAGAUCAUGGGGACUUGGUGGGAGUGUGGUGUAUUGACGAGCAGCAGAGGGGUGCACAGCAUUGGCCUGCACUCGUCUAGUCGAUUAGAUUUAGUUUCUCCAGGUGCAAUCGUUCCUGAGUGAUCCAAUCCUAUGUGAGUCCUUAGCUGGGAUAUUGUGUCCCUCCCGUUACAAGCACUAGACUCACUCACAAACACAGUAGUAUGUUGUUUUCAAAGUCCCCCUUCCUGCCUGACAGCUGCCCUCGAGCUGAGCUCUGUGGAAUCUAGCCAGGAGCUGAGGAAUCACGAGGCGAAUUUUCAUGAGGGUUUGUUUAUUCAAACUUGGGUUUGCAACAUGCACUUUUCAGUGGAGCAGCCAGAAGUAAAGGGGCCUUUCCCCUCUGACAGGGCAUUUCCAGACAGCUCGACCCCAGCCUCAGCUUCUCUGCUCCUUCCAACUCCUGAGCUCGCUUUGCCAAUGUUCUAUGCCUGCUUGGAGCCUCCCUGGGGCAAGGGCCAUGUGCUGCCCAUGCCGCAUUCGCCCGGAAGAAAUGUUUCCUGCACUGGGGUUUGUCACAGGGGGUGCCCAGGCGCUGACUAGCUCUCCUGACUCAAUA